Molecule: messenger RNA, 1298 nt
Organism: Aethina tumida (small hive beetle)
Lineage: Eukaryota; Metazoa; Arthropoda; Insecta; Coleoptera; Nitidulidae
Exons: 3
Coding region: 159-1121 (320 amino acids)
Cellular component (GO): chitin-based extracellular matrix
Molecular function (GO): structural constituent of chitin-based larval cuticle
Source: RefSeq, a predicted model, not a curated record
GAGUAGAGACGUUUAUUAUGUAGAUCUAUAUCAAUGACCCUUCCACUGUUGUAACCCGCGUUUUUCCAAUCUUGCGGAAACGUGUCAGAAACGACAUAGACAAGUGCCAGGCUGAAACGGUCUUUUUUUUGUGAAAGUUUCUCUGAAAACUCCUGAAAAUGCAGCGGGCCUUUCUGAAAUGUACCACGGCGAUCGUUGUUCUGCAAAUUGGGCUGAUAUCAAGUGCACCCUCGACUAGUCGGGGGGCGCGUUUGAGCCUCGCCGAUUGGAACAACUACAAUUAUCACGAGCCGAACGGUCCGGGGACGUACGCUUUUGGCUACGACAUCGACGACGCUGAAAAUGACAACGUGCAGUUCAGGAACGAGGAGCGGCACGCCAACGGGACAGUGACGGGCAGCUAUGGGUACGUCGAUCCGGAUGGUACCGCCAGGAUUGUCAAUUACGUGGCUGACGAGCGAGGUUACAGGCCAACCAUUGAGGAUUCACCAAUAAAACUGCUGAAGCCUCUACUCCUUCCAGGAAUAGCUGAGUUGUCCCAUCUCUCAGAGAACCCUAGUAACCAGCAGUUAGUAGCAGAGAGUCAAGACAUAGAAUUCAAAUCAAAAAAUUUCAACGAAAAAGCCCCAAAAGAAAAAUAUGGUUUCAUCAACAAUUCACCACAUCCUGUUUUAGGCUCUACUAAUAAUAUCCUUGGAAGUAAUAGAAUUUCAGUGAAUGAAAAACCAGUUGUUGAAGAUGUAGACCAAGAAUUCCACACAAAAAUCGUCACCCCCAACCAACAGUACGGAUACAACAACCCUUCUCUUCCAGUUUCAGUCUUUGGAUCAACCAGCAACGGUCUCCAAAGUGCUUUUGCUUCGAACCAGUACAACAACUUUGUAAACACAGGAUUUCCAACAACAUAUCCGAAUGGUUUUAAUGGAAGACCCUUUGGUACCUUGCAAAGUGCCUUUGGAAGCAAUUUUGGCAACCAAAAUCACUUCCAAGGUGUUUGGCCACCUGUGACGACCACAACUGAGGCAAUUUGGCCUGGGUUUGAUAUUUCGACUUUGUUUGAGUCGAGGAUUGGCCAACCAAAACGUACUUUGAUUAAAAUUGAUAACAAGAAGAAGGCUUAAAUAAUUUACUCAAGAUGUUUUAUUAAUUAGGUCAAAAUAUUUAUUUAAUUUAUUUAGCAUUUAAUGAAUUAAUCUAUUUAUUAUUAUUAUUUUUAUCACUAAUUUAUUUAUGUAACUUAUUUAUUUAUAUAUUUAUAUUAAUUAAAAUAUGAAAUAAAAGAGGAGUUGUGAAAUAUG